Messenger RNA from Piliocolobus tephrosceles (Ugandan red Colobus), 4345 nucleotides. RefSeq names its product zinc and ring finger 3 (gene ZNRF3). The coding region runs from base 200 to 2731 and encodes 843 amino acids. NCBI's taxonomy places the organism in Eukaryota, Metazoa, Chordata, Mammalia, Primates, Cercopithecidae. The record is from RefSeq and is a predicted model, not a curated record. The transcript has 9 exons.
GCCGCCGCUGCCGCUGCUGCUCGGGCUGCUGCUGGCGGCCGCGGGGCCCGGCGCGGCGCGGGCCAGGGAGACGGCGUUCGUGGAGGUGGUGCUGUUCGAGUCGAGCCCAAGCGGCGACUACACCACCUACACCACCGGCCUCACGGGCCGCUUCUCGCGGGCCGGGGCCACGCUCAGCGCCGAGGGCGAGAUCGUGCAGAUGCACCCACUGGGCUUAUGUAAUAACAAUGACGAAGAGGACUUGUAUGAAUAUGGCUGGGUAGGAGUGGUGAAGCUGGAACAGCCAGAAUUGGACCCGAAACCAUGCCUCACUGUCCUAGGCAAGGCCAAGCGAGCGGUACAGCGGGGAGCUACUGCAGUCAUCUUUGAUGUGUCUGAAAACCCAGAAGCUAUUGACCAGCUGAACCAGGGCUCGGAAGACCCGCUCAAGAGGCCGGUGGUGUAUGUGAAGGGUGCAGAUGCCAUUAAGCUGAUGAACAUCGUCAACAAGCAGAAAGUGGCUCGAGCAAGGAUCCAGCACCGCCCUCCUCGACAACCCACUGAAUACUUUGACAUGGGGAUUUUCCUGGCUUUCUUCGUCGUGGUCUCCUUGGUCUGCCUCAUCCUCCUUGUCAAAAUCAAGCUGAAGCAGCGACGCAGUCAGAAUUCCAUGAACAGGCUGGCUGUGCAGGCUCUGGAGAAGAUGGAAACCAGAAAGUUCAACUCCAAGAGCAAGGGGCGCCGGGAGGGGAGCUGUGGGGCCCUGGACACACUCAGCAGCAGCUCCACGUCCGACUGUGCCAUCUGUCUGGAGAAGUACAUUGAUGGAGAGGAGCUGCGGGUCAUCCCCUGUACUCACCGGUUUCACAGGAAGUGCGUGGACCCCUGGCUGCUGCAGCACCACACCUGCCCCCACUGUCGGCACAACAUCAUAGAACAAAAGGGAAACCCAAGCACGGUGUGUGUGGAGACCAGCAACCUCUCACGUGGUCGGCAGCAGAGGGUGACCCUGCCGGUGCAUUACCCGGGCCGUGUGCACAGGACCAACGCCAUCCCAGCCUACCCUACGAGGACAAGCAUGGACUCCCAGGGCAACCCCGUCACCUUGCUGACCGUGGACCGGAACGGGGAGCAGAGCCUUUAUUCCCCGCAGACCCCCGCCUACAUCCGCAGCUACCCACCCCUCCACCUGGACCACAGCCUGGCCGCUCACCGCUGCGGCCUGGAGCACCGGGCCUACUCUCCAGCCCACCCCUUCCGCAGGCCCAAGUUGAGCGGCCGCAGCUUCUCCAAGGCAGCUUGCUUCUCCCAGUAUGAGACCAUGUACCAGCACUACUACUUCCAGGGCCUCAGCUACCCGGAGCAGGAGGGGCAGUCCCCGCCUAGCCUCACGCCCCGGGGCCCGGCCCGUGCCUUUCCUCCCAGCGCCUUUCCUCCCAGCGGCAGUGGCAGCCUGCUCUUCCCCACAGUGGUGCACGUGGCCCCGCCCUCCCACUCCCACCUGGAGAGCGGCAGCACGUCCAGCUUCAGCUGCUAUCACGGCCACCGCUCGGUGUGCAGUGGCUACCUGGCCGACUGCCCGGGCAGCGACAGCAGCAGCAGCAGCAGCUCCGGCCAGUGCCAUUGUUCCUCCAGUGACUCUGUGGUAGACUGCACUGAGGUCAGCAACCAGGGCGUGUACGGGAGCUGCUCCACCUUCCGCAGCUCCCUCAGCAGUGACUAUGACCCCUUCAUCUACCGCAGCCGGAGCCCCUGUCGUGCCAGUGAGGCGGGGGGCUCGGGCAGCUCGGGCCGGGGGCCUGCUGUGUGCUUCGAGGGCUCCCCGCCCCCCGAGGAGCUCCCGGUGGUGCACAGUCAUGGUGCUGGGCGGGGCGAGCCUUGGCCGGGCCCUGCCUCUCGCUCGGGGGAUCAGGUGUCCACCUGCAGCCUGGAGAUGAACUACAGCAGCAACUCCUCCCUGGAGCACAGGGGGCCCAAGAGCUCUACCUCAGAAGUGGGGCUCGAGGCUUCUCCUGGGGCCGCCCCGGACCUCAGGAGGACCUGGAAGGGGGGCCACGAGGGGCCGUCGUGUGCCUGCUGCUGCGAGCCCCAACCCUCCCCACCCGGACCUAGUGCCGGAGCAGCUGGCAGCAGCACCUUGCUCCUGGGGCCCCACCUUUACGAGGGCUCUGGCCCGGCGGGUGGGGAGCCCCAGUCAGGAAGCUCCCAGGGCCUGUACGGCCUUCACCCCGACCAUUUGCCCAGGACAGAUGGGGUGAAAUACGAGGGCCUGCCCUGCUGCUUCUAUGAAGAGAAGCAGGUGGCCCGCAGCGGCGGAGGGGGCAGCGGCUGCUACACUGAGGACUACUCGGUGAGUGUGCAGUACACGCUCACCGAGGAGCCCCCGCCCGGCUGCUACCCCGGGGCCCGGGACCUGAGCCAGCGCAUCCCCAUCAUUCCGGAGGAUGUGGACUGUGACCUGGGCCUACCCUCGGACUGCCAAGGGACCCACAGCCUCGGCUCCUGGGGUGGGACGCGGGGCCCGGACACCCCACGGCCCCAUAGGGGCCUGGGAGCAACCCGGGAAGAGGAGCGGGCUCUGUGCUGCCAGGCUAGGGCCCUGCUGCGGCCUGGCUGCCCUCCAGAGGAGGUGGGUGCUGCCAGGGCCAGCUUCCCUAAUGCCCUCCAGGACACUCAGGAGUCCAGCGCCACGGCCACUGAGGCUGCAGGACCGAGAUCUCGCUCAGCAGACAGCAGCAGCACCGGAGCCUGAGCUCAGGAGGAACUCUUAACCUGGAAGUGGGGAACUGUAUGGAGACUCCAAACUGACUUCCUUCAAAAAACAAAAACAAAAAAAUUUUUUAGCUUUGACAAACACACAAAAGUGGUAAUAAAGAGAGCCCUCCUUGUCAACCCAAAAUGUGAGCCCCCUGUGGCAAAACCACCCCCUACCCCAUUAACAAAUCAACAGACAAAAUUCUCCGAGUCCUUUGCCUCUUUUGAUAACAUGUUCUGUUUUGUAAAGUGUGUGUGCUUGGGGUUCUGAGGUGUGGGAUUGAGUUCUCUGCUUUUUUUUUUUUUUAAGAUAUUGUAUGUAAAUGUAAAAAGUUAUUUAAAUAUAUAUUUUAAAGAACCCUAACCGCCAACUUUUGCUGAAAAAAAAAAAAAAAAAAUCACUGCUGCAUUAAAUGAACCACAUCAUGUGUAGAUACUGUUGUCUCCCUGGAGGGAGCUCAGGCCUUUGAAAAGCUCAGGGCUUCACCUGCCUUAGAAAAUGAACCAGAAACUUGAAGUAAAGCUAGUUGAUAUGGGUACAGGCUCUGAGUGCAAAGCUGCCUCUUUCUUUCUCGUGGCAAAUGCCAAUGUAUACUAUUUCAGGUCUCAGAUGCCAUGCCCCUCCAGCCCACGCCUUUAGGCAGGUGAUGGCAGCAGCUAGGAAUAGGGUGUACAUGAUCUGCAGCCCUGCGGAGCCAGGUCGAGCGCUGCUACGAAAGCUCCAGGGUGAUGGGGACAAUUCUGCCCAGUGCCCUCAAUCUGCCCCCUCAGGUCAUGGUCCCAAGUGAAACAACAGAGUUCACAGCCCUGGUCUUGGCUGAGGUCCAGGUCAUAGUAAGGGCAUGUUCUUGGGACCCUCAACCUGAACUCUGACCCUCGGGGCAGGGAAGAGGAGGCUGUCCCCUUUGGUUGUCCUGACUUUGGAGUCCUUUGCAAAAAUGUUUUGGGCUCCCUGCCACUGGCUGCAGAAAUGGCUCGACGGGGUGUGUGGGGACAGACACCCAGAAGGAAUGUACUUUUGUGGCCUUGGUGUCCAAUGGGGCUGGGGGAGAGUGCUCUCCACUGACCCAGCGGCACACCGAUGUGCAGUGCGCAUGCGUCUGUGUGGGGGCAGCCACACCCCUCGGCUGCUGCUUCCUUGGGCUGCCUUUCUAGGGGCAUGUGCCUGGACCUACGAGGUCUGCACUGAGCUCCAUUUGAAUGAUACCUUUCCUAUCCCGUUACCCCAUGGAAGCUCUGCUUCAGGGUUAUUCAGUCCUCUGCCUCAUGGCUGAAAUUGCUCAUCUCGUCUGCAGAUGUCUACUAUCCUGUCUACCUAAUGCACUAUUAUGUAUUGAUUCUCCAUGAGACAGAGAGAGAGACUAUCAGAUAGUUUACACCCAAAGGGUAGGUUUUUGUAUAUUUUUCCAGCCUUUUUUAUUAAGGGGAAGGGGAGAGUUUAAAAGCCCAAACCGUUGUGGUUUUAAGGUGUUUCAUUUUUAAAAGGGAGAGAGAAUCUAUUUAAAGCUAUUUCAGAUCAGGGAUUGUCAUCCUUUUUGUCCAAUGUAUUCCUUGUUCUUUAAAAAAAACUUUUUUAGAGGGAACUAAUCAUAUUAGUCCUUGUGUUCACUAA